Medioppia subpectinata is the source of this 498-nucleotide messenger RNA. The record is from the annotation of a GenBank genome assembly. Lineage: Eukaryota; Metazoa; Arthropoda; Arachnida; Sarcoptiformes; Oppiidae.
UGAUUGAUUGAAACACUAUAGAUUAGACAUUUUGGUCAAGAAAUUAGUUUUGAAAACCACUUCAAAAGUGUUUAGUAUUUGAUUGUAAAUUCAAAAGUUGUCAUCAAUUUAGUUCACUAAAGACAAGCGAAACAAACUAUGGCCACAACUCUGAUGACGAGAAUCAAUCUAAUGAUUCUGUUUGUCAUACAAUUAGCGCACUUUAGUUUAUCGGAAAUGUUGACCUUCAACAAUACGGGAUUGGACGGAAGUGUGACCAUCUAUCAAAUGGAUUCGGACACUUAUGCAACUGUGGUCAUCACCUAUUUGGUCGUUUUGAUCAUUGCUGGCUGUUGUGUGGUGUGUAUCGUAUACUUUGGUGUGAAACUACUUGAAAAUGUGACGGGAAAAAGUCGAUACAUACAUCUCACGGGUCAGCCGCCACUACCUCUUCCUCCUAAGCCCACUUCGGUCACCAAAACCGGUUCAAAGCCAUCUUCAGGCACAAUCAGAUCUUAG